This is a messenger RNA of Heterostelium album PN500, 969 nucleotides long. RefSeq lists its product as uncharacterized. NCBI's taxonomy places the organism in Eukaryota, Evosea, Eumycetozoa, Acytosteliales, Acytosteliaceae. The record is from RefSeq and is a predicted model, not a curated record. The transcript has 3 exons. Bases 1 to 969 code for a protein of 322 amino acids.
AUGUCGGUGCGACCACCGGCAACACCCGCAGCACACAACUCGCUCUCCACCACCGUAUUCCCGUGUUCACCAGCACUCGGAAACCAGUACGUUGCCGACUGGGAAUGUCGAUUCCAAUGGGACAAAUUUCUUGGUGAAGUCAACAUUAUCCACCACUAUGUUACCAAUGACAAAAACAAAGCAUCUCGAUACGCCAUACCCUAUUCACCCGACUACGAUUGUGUAUUACUCAGAAUGACAACCAACAAGAGAAUAUGGUUAAAACCAAGAGAUUCCAUUCUUUUACAAGUAUCAGGUCCACAUCCAACAAGACCAAGAUCAAUGAUAACAGUUUGUUCGACAGUUUUAUUUGGAGGAUGUCCUCCAAUUCCAGAUAUUAUACGUUCGUCUUGCUCGAUGUUGGCGUGGUUGUUCGAACCGAUAAACGAUGGACAGGAGUCAAAGUUUACACAUAUAUAUUAUAUUUAUACGAUCGAAACUGAAAGAGAUUGCAAAGAAGCAAUCACAACUGACAGAGUUGGAUCAUUUAAAGUCGCUACUUCCAUCGUCGGCGUCGAACUCCAGUCUGUCGUCGCACUCCUCUUCAUCGUCGGCAAUGUCGACUGGCUCAACUGGCCAGUUCAUUACAAAGUCUGUUGGAGCGGGUCGACCCAAGAAACGAUAUAUUUUAACAACAAACUUUUCGAUGCAUCCAAACGAUUGGGCACAAUUCAUAUUGAAUCACAACAAAGCGAGCAAGUGGAAGACGGCGACCAACAAUUCGUUGCCAUCGAGCGUGUUUGUGCUUUACGACCAGAUGAAAGCGACAAACAAGACACGUGGAAAAGGUUCGAAAAAGUUGGUCAUCAAAGCGGUUUUCGAUCUUCCUCAUCCACCCGAACACAUCAAUCUGAUGAUGAUGGAUCGCGAUCUUCGAUGGGAUCCAUUCAUUCACACCAUAAAAUACGCCGACAAGGGCGUCAUCGCUAA